AUGCAGCUCAGAGAAAGACACAGAUUUCUGCUAAACAGUACUUUUUCCACCUCUGGUCCUGUGUGGAUGAAGGAUGCGCUCCGUCCCGUCAGUCCUCUUCCUUGUUGCUGUUCUCCUCCCGGCCUCAGGAGCGUCCCGCGGACCCUCCCUCACGGCACCUGGAUGCUGAAGCUGGGGCGCAACAACCUGACGGAGAUCGGCAGCCACGCCUUCGUCGGCCUGUGGUCCCUGCGUGUGCUCGACCUGCAGGGGAGCCAGAUCCACCACUUACGGCCCAAGGCACUUUUCUCACUGUCCUUCCUGGAGAGGUUGGACCUGAGUUGGAAUAUGCUCACCUCAAUCCUGGUGGACUUCUCUUCCAGCCUGUCAGCGCUGAAGGAGCUGCGGCUGGAGCACAACUACAUCCAGGUCAUCCCUCCAAACAGCUUUGAGAAUCUGGACAACCUGGAGAAGUUGGACCUGAGCUACAACGAGCUGGAGGCUGUGGGCCCCGGGGUCCUGAAGGGUCUGUCCCGUCUGAGGCAGCUGUACCUCCAGCACAACAGGCUGAGUGUGGUGCAGCAGGGCAGUAUGGACAUGCUGCCAGGCCUCGAGGUGCUGCAGCUGAGCUACAACAACAUCUCUCAGAUCCACAGUGAUGCCCUGGCUCCUCUCUACAGUCUGGCUGUUUUAUCUCUGGAGGGAAACAAUCUUCACCACCUGAAGUUUAAGACGUUCAUAAGUCUGCACACCACGGCCACUCACAUCCAGCUCUCAGGAAACCCGUGGAACUGUGACUGCGAGCUGCACCGUGUCUUCAGUAAGAUCUUAUUUGUACGUUACCUUCACAUCGACGACUACACCAAUGUCACGUGUCACAAGCCGCCGCUGCUGGCCGGUUACUCUCUGGCCUGGGUGGACAGUCGGCUGUGCGUGGCCGAGACCGCCACCGUCCUGGUGAUCACGGUCACGGUGUUGGUGACGGUGGUGGGUGCCUUGGUGAUGGCCGAGAGGAAGCGCAAGAGGAAGGAGAGGGGUUCCUGCUACGGAGAGGCGCACGCACAGAUACAGAGUCCCAGUCACGCCCUCUGCUCAAAAUGA
This is a messenger RNA of Knipowitschia caucasica, 1080 nucleotides long. The record is from the annotation of a GenBank genome assembly. NCBI's taxonomy places the organism in Eukaryota, Metazoa, Chordata, Actinopteri, Gobiiformes, Gobiidae.